This is a messenger RNA of Salvelinus fontinalis (brook trout), 3887 nucleotides long. Its product is annotated as cGMP-inhibited 3',5'-cyclic phosphodiesterase 3A-like. Gene Ontology annotation, biological process: positive regulation of oocyte development; oocyte maturation. Gene Ontology annotation, molecular function: 3',5'-cyclic-AMP phosphodiesterase activity. Lineage: Eukaryota; Metazoa; Chordata; Actinopteri; Salmoniformes; Salmonidae. The transcript has 15 exons. The coding region runs from base 722 to 3880 and encodes 1052 amino acids. Gene Ontology annotation, cellular component: cytosol. The record is from RefSeq and is a predicted model, not a curated record.
UCCUCAUCUCCCUAUCUACCCAUCUACUCUACUCGGGUGAAAGAGCUUGAGGCACGAGAACACUCACACCCUCACGCACGGACAUGUUCAGAGUUGAUGACUAACAUAUACAACAGCAAGGCACAACGACCUAAAAGACCGAUGCACAUGACCACCGCAAUUAACAUUGGGAAUUCUCGGAGGCAGCGGGUGCUAGUGCGUGUGGAAUAAUUCGGUUUCUCUAAAAAUGAACGGAUAAGUGUUCAAUUUAUGACCAGAGCUCGUGUGGCGUCGUUAAAAGCUACACCUCGAAAUAUAUUUGUGUUUUUGAAAAGACAACUCGUGGAAAUAUUAAUAAGGAAAGUCGAGAGAAGAUAAGAAAAAAACAUCAAAGAAGUGUGACUGUGUGAGAGACAGAGCAUCACAAAGGAGGGCAGGUAGCGCGCCGCGCGGGACGUCUGUGUUGAUGAUGAUGUGAUGCGAAGACUGAAAGACGUGUCCUAGUUCUGCUCUCCCUGCAAUAUGUCAUGAGUUGGUCUGUGACUGAAGCCUCCUGCUGCCUCAGUACAUAUCGUACAUGUAUGUAAAUGUAUGAUUGUGUCAGGGUUCUUAGUUCGUUCCGUCAAUAGCUCAGCAUCGGUAAUAACUCAUGCCCUGUCCCAUUACCCGACAGCCCCUCUGGUCUAGAGGUAGCUUUUAUACUGCUUCAUAGGCCUACUUCCUUAAUACUGCUAUAUGAGUGAUGGCAAUGCCAGUAGUAGAAUCUGACAGUAGCAGUGGUGUAGUACAUCUACGGAACCGUAGCAGUAACCGCACCAGCGUUCGCGACAAAACCUCCAGGGCACCGGAGCGCAAUGGUUAUGUGAAAACAAGUUUCAUCCAGCCACUGCCGGGCAGUCGAGACCGAGAUGGUGAUGGCUCAUACGGGUCGUGCAUGGUGAGGCUCGUAUUCAAGAUAUGGAGUUGCCAAAGACUCCGGUGUGUAGUAUGUGUGGGCUCACUGUCUGUUUUUCUCGCUCUGGUGGUUAAAUUAGCCGACUGGAGGACUGAGCUCAGUCGCAGUGGUAACAGUAGGCUGCACUCCGGCUCUCCUGUUCAUUUCGUGUCAGGCUGCGCAGGAGAGUUGUUGCUAACUCUCUGGCAUCUGAUCUCGCCUGUAUUUACUCUCGUAUGUGCCUUCUUUUGGGUGGGUUUGUAUUUGAUCCGCUGCGGAGUGUUUAUCCAAACCGCCCUUUUCCUCCUCACUCUUUGCCACCUGGGAGAGACAGCGGCGUGGGCUCUCGUACACGGCGGGACUUGGACGGAUGAACAACAGCCGUUUUCCUUCAGCACGUCAGCGGCCGCGGUCGUGCUCGCCUGCCUGGCAACCGGCACACUCAUGGUAGCGCGGCUCAAGCACGGCAUCUCGGUCAUCGUGUUCGUAAGCGUCGUUCGGACUAUCUCGCUCAUCUCGCUGCACAAAGUCCGGGCCACUUGGAGACCUUACGUGGCGUACCUGGUGGGAGUGUUGGGCAUCCUACUGGCGAGGUAUGCUGAUAGUCUACUUCCGAACCAAGGGAUACCCAGGGAGGGCUGUACCCCCUCUGUGACUGGGCCGAGGGAAGGGGACGAGACCCCUGUGUUUAAAAGGCGAAGGAGGUCCAGUUCUGUGAUUUCCACAGACAUGGCACACAGUCAGUCCAACAGCAAGUCACACAGGAGGACCUCGCUGCCAUGCAUUCAGAGGGACCAGAUGCCAGAAUGGGACAACAAGAGAAGCUCAAGAGGAUCUCAGUCGUUGGGCACCAGUGUGGUGGUGGAUAUAGCUGUGAUGGGCGAGGCCCACGGCCUGAUCUCAGACCUGCUGGCAGACCCCUCGCUGCCCCCCAACACCUGCACCUCCCUCCGUGCCGUCAGCAGCCUGCUCACCACUCAGCUCAACUUCCAGCCCCUGCACCGUCCACGCCUCGCUCCCCUGGGCGUCAACCUGGGAGACGCCUACAUCUGCUCCGACUCAGAGGAGGGGUCUGAGAAGACAGGGGAGAGGACCAAUACCUUACCUAAGCGUCUGCGGCGUAGCCUGCACCCGGGGCUGUUGAGAAGGAUCUCCUCUACAUGGACCACCACCACCUCAGCUACGGGCCUGCCCACCAUCGAGCCCGGACCAGUACGCAGGGCCAGCAUCAGCAUCAAACCCUUCCACGAGCCGCUCGCCUGCAGCUGUGGGAGACCGUACAUAAAGCUGAGCCACGGGGAGGGAUCCAUGGACAAAGGGGACAGGACACACCGGACAGAGGAUCAGGUGGUGGCAUCGUCAGACUACGACAGUACCCACGAGGCCAACCACAGCGACGGCAGCGACGUAGCGCCGACAGAGGAGGGGGACGCAGAAGGGGGCAAAAACACCCCCCAAAACCUCACCAUGCUACCUGCAGAGGAAAAGCCCCAGCUGGCCCCGGAGCCGUUAGUGAUGGAGGACUUGGAGCCCCUAAUGAGCCAGCUGAACCACUGGAACUUCCCCAUCUUCAGCUUGAUGGAGAAGACCCAGGGCAAAUGUGGCCGUAUCCUCAGCCAGGUCUCUCACAGGCUUUUUGAAGACACAGGCCUAUUUGAGACCUUCAAGAUCCCGGUUCACGAAUUCAUGAACUACUUCCAUGCUCUGGAGAAUGGCUACAGAGACAUACCAUAUCACAACAGAAUCCACGCUACAGACGUUCUCCAUGCUGUCUGGUACCUCACUACCCAGGCCGUACCAGGUCUGCCCAGCCUCAUCACUGACCAUUGCUCUGCCAGCGACUCAGACUCUGACAGUGGCAUCACACACAGUCACAUGGGCUACCUGGUGUCGAAGACCUACAGCGUGUCGGAGGAUGGGUAUGGUUGCCUGUCGGGGCUCAUCCCAGCCCUGGAGCUCAUGGCUCUCUACGUAGCAGCAGCCAUGCAUGACUAUGACCACCCUGGGAGGACGAACGCCUUCCUGGUGGCCACAAGUGCACCACAGGCAGUGUUGUAUAACGACAGGUCGGUGCUCGAGAACCACCACGCCGCUUCGGCCUGGAAUCUGUUCAUGUCCCGUCCAGAGUAUAACUUCCUGGUUAACCUGGACCACGUGGAGUUCAAACGCUUCCGCUUCCUGGUCAUAGAGGCCAUCCUCGCCACUGACCUCAAGAAACACUUUGACUUCCUGGCAGAGUUCAAUGCCAAGGUAGGUGAUGACGUGACGAGGGGUAUUGAUUGGUCCAAUGAGAACGACAGACUGCUGGUGUGUCAGAUGUGCAUCAAGCUAGCUGACAUCAAUGGCCCACUGAAACACAAGGACCUGCACCUACAGUGGACCAAGGGCAUCGUCGAUGAGUUCUAUGAACAGGGUGACGAGGAGUCCAGCCAGGGCCUUCCCAUCAGCCCCUUCAUGGACCGCUCUGCUCCUCAGCUGGCUAAGCUCCAGGAGUCCUUCAUCACCCACAUCGUAGGACCGCUCUGUAAUUCAUACGACUCCGCAGCACUCAUGCCCGGACGUUGGGUGGAGCCUAACCCCGAGGAGGAGGAGGAGGAGCACGAGGAAGAUGAAGAGGAGGAUACGACAGAGGAUGACGAUGGGUCUACUAGCUCAGAGGCAUCGCAGAAAGGCAAAGCAGCUCCCAAGAAGAGGAGGAAAGUGUUCUGUCAGAUCACCCAGCACCUGAUGGACAACCACGAGAUGUGGAAGAAGGUGAUCGCAGAGGAAACCCCCAAGCAAAACAAUGUAGCUGAGCCAAUCCUAUCCAUCCACGAGGAGGAGGAGGAGCCAGGGAGCAGGGAGGAUGUAGUGGAGGGGGAGGAGCCAGAAGAGGAAGGGGAGGUGCCAGAGGAGGAAAUAGAUGAGGAGUGGCCAGCACCCCCGAAGGACGAGUCUGAACCUGUAGAAGAGGCGGGGCCAGAGUGAGGGCCCC